AAAACCUGCACCUUUAAUUUCUUUCCAAUACAGCCUUAGAUUUUUUGGCCGAAACAAACCCUAAUCUCUCAGCAGCUGCAGAGCAGUACUCGUUCUUCCAUCUCUCUCUCUGGCGACCGGUGAUCGGCCUUCGCAACACCUUCUUUGGCAACAUCUCCGGCUGCGGUUGCCACAUCGUCGUUGAGGUUGAUGGUAUCUGAAGCAUUGUCUACUAUUGGAUUGAAUAAAUUGGGUUUGUGAAAGAUGGCUCAGAUUCUGCUUCAUGGGAAGCUUCAUACCACAAACUCACAAUAUUUGAGGUCGAUUGGCUGCAUACCGGAGGGAAUGGAUCCUGCAUCCUCAAAAAGGUUUUCAGAUUUUGCUAUGAGGAAUGGAGGUUGGAGGUCUCCACAAGCAGCCAUAAUCCCUAAUUUUCAUCUCCCUAUGCGUAGCUUGGAGGUUAAAAACAGGACAUCUACCGAGGACAUAAAGUCUCUAAGAUUAAUUACUGCCAUUAAAACACCAUAUUUACCAGAUGGCAGGUUUGAUCUCGAAGCGUACGAUGACUUGGUGAACAUGCAGAUUGAACAUGGGGCCGAAGGUGUGAUUGUAGGCGGCACAACUGGUGAAGGUCAAUUGAUGAGUUGGGAUGAGCACAUAAUGCUCAUCGGUCACACGGUCAACUGUUUUGGUGCAUCAAUCAAGGUUAUCGGCAACACUGGAAGUAACUCGACACGGGAAGCAAUCCACGCAACCGAACAAGGUUUUGCCGUCGGAAUGCACGCUGCUCUUCACAUCAAUCCGUACUAUGGAAAAACCUCGUUGGAAGGUUUGGUUGCUCACUUUCAAAGUGUUCUCCCCAUGGGUCCUUCUAUUAUAUACAAUGUUCCCUCAAGAACUGGCCAAGAUAUUCCCCCACUUGUGAUUCACACCGUGUCACAGAGUCCUAAUUUGGCGGGUGUGAAAGGGAAAGAGUGUGUUGGACAUGACCGGGUAGAACAGUAUACAAAAAAUGGAAUUGUGGUGUGGAGUGGGAAUGAUGAUCAGUGCCACGAUUCAAGAUGGAGCCGUGGUGCUACUGGAGUGAUAUCUGUCGCUAGCAAUUUGAUUCCAGGUUUGAUGCGACAACUCAUGUUUGAGGGCGAAAACCCUUCUUUGAAUGCACGACUCAUGCCUUUAAUUGAGUGGCUUUUCCAUGAGCCUAAUCCCAUCGGAUUAAACACCGCACUCGCUCAACUCGGGGUUGUGAGGCCGGUUUUCCGGCUACCUUAUGUACCACUUCCUUUGGCAAAGAGGGUAGAAUUUGUGAAUUUAGUGAAGGAAAUUGGGAGGGAAAAUUUCGUAGGUGAAAAGGAUGUUCAGGUUCUUGAUGACGACGACUUUAUUUUGGUGGGUAGGUACUAGGUUUGAGGAAAGUUUGGUUUGUAUUUAUUUUUGGGUUAAUUAUAUUGAGGCUCCCUUAAUUAGUAGCCAAUGUCAAUUUACCCUCCUCAUCUAUAAACUCUUUCUUCAACAGAAGUAGACAUUUUUGCGGUUUUUAUAAUUGAGGGGUUAAUAUGAAUUGUUUUAAUGGAUGAGGAGGUUAAUGGAAUAUUCACUAAUAAUUGAAGGGAUUUUAGUGUAAUUAACCUUUUUAUUUUUUGAGUUUGUCCUAUUAGACAAUAAUCUAUGUUUCUUAACUUGGUAGUUAGUUGUUGGA
Molecule: messenger RNA, 1678 nt
Organism: Camellia sinensis
Lineage: Eukaryota; Viridiplantae; Streptophyta; Magnoliopsida; Ericales; Theaceae
Product: 4-hydroxy-tetrahydrodipicolinate synthase, chloroplastic
Molecular function (GO): 4-hydroxy-tetrahydrodipicolinate synthase activity
Source: RefSeq, a predicted model, not a curated record